Suillus paluster is the source of this 939-nucleotide messenger RNA. RefSeq lists its product as uncharacterized. Bases 1 to 939 code for a protein of 312 amino acids. NCBI's taxonomy places the organism in Eukaryota, Fungi, Basidiomycota, Agaricomycetes, Boletales, Suillaceae. The record is from RefSeq and is a predicted model, not a curated record. The transcript has 8 exons.
AUGACUCAAUACACCACCCACGACUUCACAAUGACCUCCCACCAACUUCAAGGAGCCUUAUUAAUCAGGCAGCCUUCGCAGGCCGGCAUCGACGCCCUCUGCCACCCUCGCACCCCUGCACGUUAUCUCCACGCAGGCUUGAAAAUGGACAGGCUCGUCUGCCGGGAGACACAGAAUAAAUUUAAAGACCUAGCUCUUCGUCAUAUCGAUUUUUCGAUACCAUACUUGGAGCAGCCUCAAGAGAGGAUAGAAUACUUCAAGCGCGAGGUCCUGCUCGAUCCAGAAUUGUCGCACCUGACGUGGUAUGAAGACGGCUGGGCUGUCGACGUCUUUUUGAGGAUACUUUACCACAGACCACGUCCAAUGAGCAACCUUCAGGAGCUGGAUCUUUGGGGUACACAGGUUUUUCCUAUGAGUCAAAGGCCACCAACCGUUCGCUCUGACAAUCAGGCUAUCCAGCCUGAGGAUGCUCAGGAGCUGGAUCUUUGGGGUACACAGGUUUUUCCCAUAAGUCAAAGGCCAUCAACCGUUCGCUCUGGCAGUCAGGUUAUCCAGCCUGAGGAUGCUCAGGAGCUGGAACGUCGGGGCACACAGCAUGACUGUCCACGUCAAAGGUCAUCAACUGUUUGCUCUGGCAACCAGGUUACUCAGCCUAAGGAUGCUCAGGUAAACACAGUUGAUGAAGAGGCCCCGAUCACCUCCCUGCCGCGCAUAGCUGUCUUAUCUGCCUACCUGGCUUCAAUACCAGGUUUGCACCGCUUUGAUGCGGUUCUCACCCAGGCUGGCCUGUCCACAGACGAGCAUCUGGACCACUUCUUGCAUAUGGCACCUACAUGGAGGGAGAAAUUCAUUACACAAGCACUCACAGAGAACUCAACUUUAUUUGAACGCAUGGUAAUUUUGGAAAUUCUGGAGGGGCUGAAAAACGAAACACUCUAG